AAUCUGUUUUCAGACCUAAAAUGCCUAAAUCAAAGCGAGAUAAAAAGAUUUCUUUGACCAAGGUAGAGAAGAAGGUUGGAUUAGAAACAAAGCAGAAGCUGGUUGAUAAUGUACGCAACUGCGUAGAUACAUAUGCUAGAAUAUUCGUGUUUAAAACUGAGAAUAUGAGGAAUAACAAACUGAAAGACGUGAGAGAAAAAUGGAGUCACAGUAAAUUCUUCAUAGGCAAAAACAGGGUUGUCGCUAAGGCUCUUGGAAAAACUGAGGAAGAGGAGUACAACGAGAAUUUGCACAAGGUGUCCACCCUGCUCCGGGGAGAGUGCGGUCUACUCUUCACAAACGAGAAGACUGAAGAUGUGCUAGAAUGGUUCGAAGGAUUAGCGCACCCAGAUUACGCAAGAACUGGUGGAGUGUGUAGUGAAACUGUAGUACUACCUGAAGGACCUCUCCCUGAAUUCUCCCACGCUAUUGAACCUCAGCUCCGACUUCUAGGUCUUCCCACAGCUCUCAAGAAGGGAAUUGUAACCUUGAUUCAAGAACACACAGUUUGCAAAAAGGGUGAUAUAUUAACAAGUGAGCAGGCUAGGAUUCUAAAAUUACUGGGGAAAGAGCAGGCAGAGUUCAGAUUACGAAUGUUGGCUGUCUGGGCAAACGAUGGUUCUUUCAAGAUUCUCGCCGAACUCCCUGAAACCGAUGAGAACAGUAUGGAUGAGGAGGGAGAGGAUGAGGACGUAGACGACGAAUAAACAUGAUUUUUCAUCUCA
Messenger RNA from Eurytemora carolleeae, 764 nucleotides. It is a transcript of the gene RpLP0-like, whose product is annotated as mRNA turnover protein 4 homolog. Gene Ontology annotation, molecular function: RNA binding. The coding region runs from base 21 to 746 and encodes 241 amino acids. The transcript has 6 exons. Gene Ontology annotation, cellular component: nucleolus; preribosome, large subunit precursor. Gene Ontology annotation, biological process: ribosomal large subunit biogenesis; rRNA processing; ribosomal large subunit assembly. The record is from RefSeq and is a predicted model, not a curated record. NCBI's taxonomy places the organism in Eukaryota, Metazoa, Arthropoda, Copepoda, Calanoida, Temoridae.